AUGGCGCUCCCACCGACGCCAACGCUCAUCCUCACUUUACUGAGGAUCAUAAGGAUUGCUGUGGUCCAUAAUGGUAUCAUUGAGAACUACGCCAGUCUUCGUGAGGAGCUUAUCAAAAAAGGGUAUCAUUUCACCUCAGAGACCGACACUGAGCUUCUUGCUCACCUGGUUGCUGAUGUCCGUAAGCAGAUGGGCCCUGACCCUUCAUGGUCUGUUAUUGUCUCGUGUGCAUUAAGCAUUGUGACGGGUGCCUACGGCGUUGUCUUUAUAUUCGAAGACGAGCCUGGCCUCAUGGUCGGUGCUCGCAAGGGUUCCCCCCUUAUUUUAGGCGUUGGUGAAGGCGAAUUUAUGCUUGCUUCCGAUGGAUCAGCUGUAGUUGAGUACACAAAAGAUGUGGUUUUCAUCAGAGAUGGAGAGCUUGUCGAAGUGCGCAAGUCCGGUUAUCGCUUGAGGACAAUUGAAGGCAUCAGCGCCAGAGGGAUGUCUAUUGACGAGGACGUUACCAACCCCUUGGUUCAGCUGGAGGUGUCUCUCGAGCAAAUUGAGAAAGGUGGUUAUCCUCAUUUCAUGAUUAAGGAGAUCAUGGAUCAGCCUAACUGCAUCCGCAACACAUGCCGCGGGAGGCUCUAUCAACCAAUGCAAGAGCAAGAAGGCGAUAGCCCUCCAAAAUGGGAUAUUAAGUUGGGUGGUCUCAGCACUAAAGUUCAAGGGACAGAUAGAACUGCCUUAGAGACCAUCGCUAGUGCCGAUCGUAUCAUCAUCUGUGCCUGUGGUACUUCGUGGCACUCCGGCCUUAUUGGAGAGUACCUUAUCGAACAGCUAGCUCGUAUUAAUGUUGAAGUUGAGUAUGCUUCUGAGUUCCGCUAUCGCAACCCUCUUCUCACUUCAAAGGAUGUCGUUGUUGCUAUUUCCCAGUCUGGUGAAACUGCCGAUACGCUCGAGGCUAUCCGUAUUGCUAAGUCAAAUGGUGCACUAUCUAUCGGUAUUGUCAACUGUGUUGGCUCAACUAUAGCCCGUGAUACUGAUGCAGGCAUUUACCUCCAUGCUGGCCCCGAGAUCGGUGUCGCCUCCACCAAGGCUUUCACCUCCCAGGUUAUGGUACUGACUCUUUUAGCCUUGACCUUGGCACGUCAACGUUACACAAUCGAGGAGGAGUACUUCUACACGCUUUGUGAAGAACUUCAUAACUUCCCCCAGUAUAUCUCGACGGUUCUGAACACCGCGAGCCAGGUCAAGACUAUAUCUAAAUUCUUCCGCAUGGCUCAUAACUUCCUUUUCCUCGGCCGGGGAAUCCAUUUCCCUGUUGCCUUGGAAGGAGCCCUAAAGCUGAAGGAGAUAUCUUACAUUCAUGCCGAGGGUUAUCCUGCUGCUGAGAUGAAACAUGGUCCCAUCGCUUUGAUUGACCGUAUGAUGCCUGUUGUCUGCAUUGCUCCCAAAAGUGAUCCGACGUAUGAUAAGGUCAAGGCCAUAUCGAAGAGAGGAGGNNNNCAGCCACGUAACUUGGCUAAAUCUGUUACAGUUGAGUAG
Molecule: messenger RNA, 1527 nt
Organism: Perkinsus marinus ATCC 50983
Lineage: Eukaryota; Perkinsozoa; Perkinsida; Perkinsidae
Exons: 3
Coding region: 1-1527 (508 amino acids)
Biological process (GO): protein N-linked glycosylation; carbohydrate derivative biosynthetic process; UDP-N-acetylglucosamine metabolic process
Cellular component (GO): cytosol
Molecular function (GO): L-glutamine:D-fructose-6-phosphate transaminase (isomerizing) activity; carbohydrate derivative binding
Source: RefSeq, a predicted model, not a curated record